Messenger RNA from Penicillium paradoxum, 1692 nucleotides. Its product is annotated as Zn(II)2Cys6 transcription factor. The record is from RefSeq and is a predicted model, not a curated record. Gene Ontology annotation, molecular function: DNA binding; zinc ion binding; DNA-binding transcription factor activity, RNA polymerase II-specific. The coding region runs from base 1 to 1692 and encodes 563 amino acids. Gene Ontology annotation, biological process: DNA-templated transcription; regulation of DNA-templated transcription. The transcript has a single exon. Lineage: Eukaryota; Fungi; Ascomycota; Eurotiomycetes; Eurotiales; Aspergillaceae.
AUGACCGAAUUGCAGACCACUUCUGGGUCUAAGCCAGGUCCCGCGUUACUGGCCUGUCUUCAGUGCCGUCACAAACACCUCAAAUGCGAUGGCAGGACUCCCGUCUGCGGUCGUUGCGAACAGGCUCGAUCUCCCUGCGAAUAUACUAAGUCUCGAAGAGGCUACAAGGGACCAUCAAAGAAGCGCCGCGCCAAUUCACCCGAUUACUUGCCUAUGGAUCCUCACCCGGUAGGAAUGCUCGAUGUGCCCGUGGACUGGAGCUUGCAGGCCGGCUUCACCUAUGCGCCAACCGUCCCCUUGCCCUCCUCUGCGUCGACUAGCCCUGGAUUACACGGUCUAUCGACACCAAUAAUUCCAUCCGUUCGCCCGGUCAGCGGACCAUUGACUCCGGACUCUUCUUCUGCUGCCGGCGGAGAUGGUUAUCUGCUCGAUAUCUACUAUAAUUAUUUCCACGCCGCCCAUCCGAUCCUGCCACCCCACCGACUUCUACAUCGCUUCUUAUUCCCAGCAUAUCUGGAGCAGGUGAUGAAGUUCAUCGGUGCCCACUUCACCCCAGCUGCCUCGAGUGACAUGUACCGGCCCACAGUCGUUGCAAUGGUUCAAGAACAAGAAUUGUCCGUGGAGAAAGUGCAGGCACUGCUUCUGCUGGCGAUCGUCCUCCACUCUGAUAAUGAGCGCGCCGAGGCCGGUGUCUGCCUAGCUGGUGCAGUGGAUUCAGCCUUCGAGCUUGGCAUGCAUCAAGGGACGUUUGCGACAAUUGCUAGCAACGGGGAUCCGAUCCGCGCAGAGUCUCUGCGCCGUACCUGGUGGGAGCUCUUCGUUAUCGAAGGUUUCAUGACUGCCCUUGGUGUCCAACAGGAGUAUCGCACCAAUCGAAUGCCCCUCGAGGUCGCACUUCCUUGCGAAGAGCGUAUCUAUCAUGAAGCCUUGCCACCCCCACCACCCCCGACAAUUGCUCAAUUUGACGGGCGGGUGUUCGCAGAAGAGGAGCGUGACUUCUCCUCAUAUUGCUACCGAAUUGAAGCCAUUCGCAUUCUUGGCCGUGUGGUGGCGAUGCAGAAUAUGACGGAAGGCCAGCAGGACCAGGUGGAAGCUAUUGAUGCGCGUAUCGGUAGCUGGGGUCAUCAUUUGCCCGAGUCCAAGGAAGAGCUUUUGCGCCCGGACGGGAGUGUGGAUGAGAUUAUGUUCCAGGCAACUAUGAUUCUCAACGGCGCAGCCAUCUACCUAAAUUUCCCACGUUCCGAUCUUCUCUCAUCUCCCGCCGUUGCCGCGGAAGUCCUCUGUGGUCACCAUGGUCCGAUCAGUGUGCCCGCAUUCUCCCACAAUGAACAUGCUAUGAAGGCCGCCAAGGCUGCCCGAGAGCUGUCUCGGCUCGCAGCCUUCCGCCUGCCUGUUGUCAAACACACCCCAUUCUUCAUAUGUGCGCUUACUCUGAGCUCCAUUGUCCAACUAGCUUCCUGCUCUGUCAAAGCCGGUCAAAUGCCAGACCCCAGUCGCGACCGGCUGGCAUUGACGAUCGGUGUUUUUAAGUCAUUGUCUCGCACCUGGGCCAUAUCCCAGUCGAUCAUGCGUCAAAUCAAAGCCGUUGCACGGGAUGUGAUGGAUGUAGGACUACGUCCUACGAUGGACUCGCUUGAUCUGACCACGGUGUUGGAUAACAGUCAGUUCUGGGUGGACCAGGGCCCGAGCUGA